Molecule: messenger RNA, 255 nt
Organism: Linum trigynum
Lineage: Eukaryota; Viridiplantae; Streptophyta; Magnoliopsida; Malpighiales; Linaceae
Source: the annotation of a GenBank genome assembly
AUGGCAUACUACUAUCAGGAUGCCACCAUCAGAGUCGUUAUACUAUUUAUUCAGAUCUCACCUUCUUCCGCACAGGCUCGUCAGAUGCAGAUUGGCAGCCACCGGCUCCUCCUUUUCGUCCUCCGCCGCAACUCGUCGGAUCUCAUCGUACGACCGUUGAGGAGUCCUGGUGGCGGUCAUACUGAUGCACAACCACCAGCAAAGCGGAUCCAGAAAUCCGGAUAUGGAUUUCAUAUAUGGUGGUCGGGAUAUUGA